Messenger RNA from Centropristis striata (black sea bass), 2300 nucleotides. RefSeq names its product potassium inwardly rectifying channel subfamily J member 19a (gene kcnj19a). The transcript has 3 exons. Lineage: Eukaryota; Metazoa; Chordata; Actinopteri; Perciformes; Serranidae. Gene Ontology annotation, molecular function: G-protein activated inward rectifier potassium channel activity. Gene Ontology annotation, biological process: potassium ion import across plasma membrane; regulation of monoatomic ion transmembrane transport. Gene Ontology annotation, cellular component: plasma membrane. Bases 367 to 1899 code for a protein of 510 amino acids. The record is from RefSeq and is a predicted model, not a curated record.
GCCCACAAGAAGCUGUGAAUGGUAGACAGCUCCUCGUAUUUCGCUCCGCUGGUGAGCAGCUCGCCAGUCAGAGUGAGUGGAGCCUGAGCAGAGCGCACAGCUACAGCCAGCCAUCUCCUGAUGUCAUGUAAAAUAACUGGAAGAAUAGUGGAAUUUUCUUUUUCGCAACAAACGGAUAAUAUAAGUGAUUUAAAAGCACUCGCAUACGCGUGAUUUUUUCUUUUUUAUUCCUAGGACUUACGCGCGCUGAAGUGGCCAUGGCGCAUUUUACGCACUGCAGAAACUGUGUUCAGGAGGCUGAAACUACCAAAAACAUGGAUUAAACAGCUACAAGUCGUUUUUCCUUUUUACUUCAGGAGAGCUCAAAUGGCGGCACUUCGUAGAAAAUUCGGCGAAGACUACCAGGUGGUCAACACAAACCGGGCGACUACUUUUUCUGCUCCGGUGAAGAAGAAACGCCAGCGCUUCGUGGACAAGAAUGGUCGCUGCAAUGUGCAGCACGGAAACCUCGGCGGGGAGACCAGCAGGUACCUCUCUGACCUCUUCACCACUUUGGUAGAUCUAAAGUGGAGAUGGAACCUGCUCAUCUUCAUAUUAACUUACACGAUCGCCUGGCUGGUCAUGGCUUCUAUGUGGUGGAUCAUCGCUUAUAUCAGAGGAGAUCUAAAUCACGGCCACGACGCCUCCUACACCCCCUGCGUGGCCAAUGUUUACAACUUCCCCUCAGCUUUUCUGUUUUUCAUCGAGACCGAGGCCACGAUCGGUUACGGCUACCGGUACAUUACAGAGAAGUGUCCGGAGGGCAUCAUCCUCUUCCUGUUCCAGUCGCUGCUGGGCUCCAUAGUGGACGCUUUUCUCAUCGGCUGCAUGUUCAUAAAAAUGUCCCAACCUAAGAAACGCGCAGAGACGCUCAUGUUCAGUCAGGACGCGGUGAUUUCUCAGCGAGACGGCAAACUGUGCCUCAUGUUCCGUGUGGGCAACCUGCGGAACAGCCACAUGGUGUCCGCUCAGAUCAGAUGCAAACUCAUAAAGUCUCGUCAGACACCCGAAGGCGAGUUCCUGCCUCUGGACCAGUGUGAACUGGAUGUUGGUUUUGGCACGGGAGCCGACCAGCUCUUCUUGGUGUCCCCUCUCACCAUUUGCCACGAAAUUAAUCCCAAGAGCCCCUUUUUCGACCUUUCGCAGCGCUCUCUCAUGAACGAACAGUUUGAGAUUGUCGUAAUCCUCGAAGGCAUCGUGGAGACCACUGGUAUGACAUGCCAGGCACGGACGUCUUACACUGAGGACGAGGUUUUAUGGGGCCAUCGCUUCCUGCCGGUGAUGUCCCUGGAGGAGGGCUUCUUCAGGGUGGACUACUCUCAGUUCCACAGCACGUUUGAGGUGCCGACACCUGCGUACAGCGUCAAGGAGUACGAAGAGAAGAACUCACUGCCCUCGCCUCUGUCCACUCCCACCCCUGCACUGACUGAGAGCCAGGGCGCCCGGCGUCACCGCGUGUUUUCCGUGGAUUGCAUCAACACAGCGGAUGAAAGGAGGCCGGGUCGACUGCCGAGCAAGCUGCAGAGGAUUAGCUCAUCUGGGAAGGAGGACCUGCAGAGGAAGGUGCUCCUGAUCAGCUCCCACCACUCAGAGAAGGCCUGCAGCACGGGCGACCUGCCGCUCAAGCUCCAACGGCUCAGCUCCUCGCCUGGACCCGAGGAGGAGAAUCGACUGCAGCUAAAAUCUCUCAAGGUGGGCUUCGAACCCAUGACCCAGUCUACUGGAGAUCUGUACCAGCACAGCCUCAUGCCCACGCUGUCCCCUUCUCCGGCCCCCAUGCACAGCCCACUGCUCUCAGGUGGAGGGAGGCCGGAGGACAACCUGCCAGCCAAACUGCGGAAGAUGAACGCUGACCGCUGAAACCCAGACGGUCCCAAAAAAAAACCCAACUGAUUUCUAACCAGGACACACGCAUGGAAACAGAUUCAGAGAUGAACUUUAACUUUGGAUGCUUUGAUAGAAAAAAAACUCUGAUGGUUUACUUACAAUUCAUUAAUUUUUUUUUUGGUUUUCUUGAGACACAACCUUUACUGGAAUUACUGUGAUCUUUGUAUUUCAUAGCGGAGGCAUUCAUGCAGGCUUUGUUACACUCGAAACAAGAAGAAAACACAAAUCAUGCUUUAAUGCAAACUUGAUCAUUCUGCAAGAGUUGUGCAUGUAUACACUGAAUCCAUGAUGCACCACUACACUUAAUAGUCAAUCUUAGUUUUAUCUAAAUAUAAAUUAUAUAAAGAUGGAAAAUAAAUGCUGUUUGAUCUUUC